CAUGCGUGGCCGGAAGUCGUGUCCUAACUGUGGCACCCCUCCGGAGAGCCAUGGCUGCCGGCGCUGCCAAGUCGUUCCUGGCCGAUGCAGGCUACGGCGAGCAGGAGCUGGACGCCAACUCGGCCCUCAUGGAGCUGGACAAGGGGCUCCGGUCUGGCAAACUCGGGGAGCAGUGCGAAGCUGUGGUCCGUUUCCCCCGGCUCUUUCAGAAGUAUCCCUUCCCCAUUCUCAUUAACUCAGCCUUCUUGAAGCUGGCCGAUGUUUUCAGAGUUGGAAACAAUUUCCUGAGGCUGUGUGUGCUGAAAGUUACACAACAGAGCGAGAAGCACUUGGAGAAGAUCCUGAAUGUGGAUGAAUUUGUGAAAAGAGUGUUUUCUGUAAUUCAUAGCAAUGAUCCAGUUGCACGGGCCAUCACACUUCGGAUGUUGGGAAGCAUGGCGUCCAUCAUUCCAGAAAGGAAGAAUGCACAUCACAGUAUUCGCCAGAGCUUGGAUUCCCAUGACAACGUGGAAGUUGAAGCUGCCAUAUUUGCUGCUGCUAACUUUUCUGCACAGUCCAAGGAUUUUGCUGGAGGAAUAUGUAACAAAAUUAGUGAAAUGAUUCAAGGUUUGGCAACUCCAGUGGAUUUGAAGUUGAAGUUGAUCCCCAUACUACAGCACAUGCACCAUGAUGCUAGCCUAGCUUCCAGCUCCCGUCAGCUUCUACAACAGCUGGUGACAUCGUAUCCUUCUACCAAGAUGGUCAUUGUUACACUACACACCUUUACCUUACUUGCUGCUUCCUCCUUGGUUGACAUUCCCAAACAGAUUCAGCUUUUGUUGCAGUAUUUAAAGAAUGACCCCAGGAAGGCUGUGAAAAGACUUGCUAUUCAGGAUCUAAAGUUUUUGGCAAACAAAACUCCACAUACAUGGAGCAGGGAGAACAUGCAGACACUCUGUGAAUGUGCUCUUCAAACUCCUUAUGACAGUUUGAAACUGGGCAUGUUAUCUGUUCUUUCCACGCUGUCAGGGACCAUUGCCAUCAAGCAGUACUUCAGCAAUGCCUCAGGAACUUCUACAACUGGAAGAACUUCUGACUUAGUAAAGUUGGCUCAGGAGUGCUGUUAUCAUAACAACUGUGGUAUUGCAGCUCAUGGAGUAAGCAUUCUGACUAAUAUAUCUGCCUCUUGCCAGGAAAAAGAUCUUCUGGCUUUGGAGCAAGAUGCAGUUUUUGGUCUUGAGUCUCUUCUUGUUCUCUGUAGCCAAGAUGGGAGUCCAGGAGCACAAGCAACGUUAAGGAUCACUUUAACUUGCAUGGUGAAGUUGGUUAAGUGUCGCCCCCAUCUGAGCCAGUCAGUGGUUGAAUCCUUGUUGACGCAGCUGCACAGUGCUCAAGAUGUUGCUAGAAUUCUCAUGUGCCAUUGUUUAGCAGCUAUUGCGGUGCAGCUGCCGGUCUUAGCUGAUGGAAUGCUGGGAGACCUAAUGGACCUAUAUAAAGUGAUUGGACGAUCUGCCACAGAUAAAAAGCAGGAACUUCUGGUAUCUCUUGCUACGGUGAUAUUUGUUGCCAGUCAGAAAGCGUUAUCAUUGGAAGUUAAAACUGUUAUCAAACAGCAGCUUGAAAAUGCCUCAAAUGGCUGGACAGCUUACAGGAUAGCCAGGCAAGCCUCCAGAAUGGGCAAUCAUGACAUGGCCAGAGAGCUUUAUCAAAGCCUGCUGACUCAGGUAGCUUCAGAACACUUCUACUUCUGGCUGAAUAGUUUGAAGGAGUUCUCUCAUGCAGAGCAGUGCCUGACAGGGCUUCAAGAAGCUGAUUACAGUUCAGCACUUUCUUGCAUUGCUGAAUCCUUAAAAUCCUAUCACAAAGGGAUAGCAUCACUAACGGCUGCCAGCACACCACUUAACCCCCUGAGCUUUCAGUGUGGGUUUGUCAAACUCAGGAUUGACCUUCUACAGGCCUUCUCUCAACUCAUUUGCACCUGCAACAGUCUGAAAACUAGUCCACCACCAGCCAUUGCUACAACAAUAGCCAUGACAUCAGGAAAUGACCUCCAGCGGUGUGGGCGCAUUUCUAACCAGAUGAAACUCUCUAUGGAAGAAUUCCGAAACUUGGCUACACGGUAUGGGGAUUUGUAUCAGUCCUCUUUUGAUGCUGACUCAGCAACUUUAAGGAAUGUAGAACUACAACAACAGAGCUGCCUGUUGAUUUCUCAUGCAAUUGAAGCCCUGAUUUUGGAUCCUGAAUCUGCAAGUUUCCAGGAAUACACUUCAAGUGGAGCUGCACAUGUUGAAAGUGAAUAUGAAAGAAGAAUGAUGUCUGUAUUUAAUCAUGUAUUGGAAGAAGUGGAAUCGCUGAACAGGAAAUAUGCUCCCGUGUCUUACUUGCAUACAGCUUGCUUGUGCAGUGCAGUCAUUGCUUUGCUGAAAGUUCCCCUUUCAUUUCAAAGAUAUUUUUUCCAGAAACUACAGUCGACAAGCAUUAAGCUUGCUUUGUCCCCAUCUCCACGGAACCCAGCAGAGCCCAUUGCAGUACAAAACAAUCAACAGCUGGCGUUGAAGGUGGAGGGAGUGGUUCAGCAUGGCACCAAGCCAGGCCUCUUCCGCAAAAUUCAGUCUGUCUGUUUAAAUGUAUCUUCAACACUGCAGAGCAAAUCUGGACAAGAUUACAAGAUCCCCAUUGACAACAUGACUAAUGAGAUGGAGCAGAGGGUGGAACCUCACAACGAUUACUUCAGUACUCAGUUUCUAUUGAACUUUGCAAUCCUUGGUACCCAUAAUAUCACAGUUGAGUCCUCUGUAAUAGAUUCAAAUGGUAUUGUUUGGAAGACUGGGCCAAAAACUACCAUUUUUGUUAAAUCCCUUGAAGAUCCAUACUCACAGCAGGUUCGCCUUCAGCAACAGCAAGGACAGCCAGCAUCGCAGCAGCAGCAACAGCAGCAGCAACAGCAGCAAAGAACAGCAUACUCACGGUUUUAAUCCUCAGAAGUGCCAUUUGCUUUUAAGGGGCCAGCUUAGUAAUAUCUCACUUUUCUUGGACAUGGCAGAUGUCACUUUUUUUCCUUUUGAUGUUCCUGUCAGUUUUGUACUCUGGGCAUUUUUACAUGUGAUCCUGACAUGGUGCUGGGAACUUUUAAUUAGUGAGCCACGCUAGUUAAAAGUGCCCACGCAUCAUGUGUAUCAGUGGCAAAAUUGGGUAAUACACGCUUGCACUGAGAGUGUUUUAUUUCGUCAUUUUAUCAUUGCGGAGAUGCGCUGUACCACUGAUGCAUGAGGCAGAGUGCAGCAAUUUAUGUGCUUCAGGAGACUUGAGUAAUCGGGUCUGCUCAGUACAGUGUGUUGGAGCAGGAUCCCUGCAUGUGUGUAAGUGCCCAAUGUUCUUAGUUGCCAUUGUUAUUGCAUUCCCAUAGCUAAUCAUCAAGGGGCAAAUUCAGGCUCCAGAAUAAAUAGGUGUGGCUCAGUUUAAAUGGAGAAUUGCUCUUUUUUUUGUAUAGUGGGUCUUCAGUUUGGGAACCUAGCUAUAUAUCCUUUUCCAACACCAGUUGUACAACAGUUUUGGAAAUUAGCCAGCUGGGAGGCUGUCAAAGUUAUCUGGCUAGCAUGUUUCAUUGUCAUCUUAGGAUAUGGACUCUGCUAUGUACCUGCAUGCUGCUUCCAGAUGGAUUCUGAUGUUUGGAAUCUCUCUUGAGCCACUAAUGAUACUCAGAUUUUUCAUACUAUUAAUGCUAAGCAAAGAGGGCAUCUCUCAAUGUGUAGCAGUUGGCAGGAAUGUCCAGGCAUCCUUUCAGAUGAUAUGCUAUUAGUUUUGUGGUUUAAGCGGAAAUAUAUUGGCAUACCAGCCAACAGCAUUUUGUCUGAUGUUCAUGUAGCACUGUGUGUGCGCUUGUUCUCUCAGUGCUAUAUAUAAAUGUCCUAAAGGGAUAUCAGCUGGAGAACAGAGAUUUUUUUUAAAAGGACAGCACAGAUUUAGCAGUGGAAGCAAUUUGGUUUGUUCCUUAAGCAGGAGAACAGAAUUUUUUUUAUAUUUCAUCUUUGUCUCCAUUUCAGAAACUUAUUUUAUUUGUUUACACAGGAGGAAAGAAGAUGAAUUUACAAGUUACCUGUUUUAUCUUGAACUAUUUGCUUUAAAAAAUGGACUUAUUAAAUGGCAGAGCUCUGGUGCUUGGCAAGUGUGAUCUUUGGACUAUGUUGGUCAGUUCAGUAGGUAUUGUGGAAGAAUUUCACUAAUAAAUAGCUCUCCUGUUAGUUGGUUUGUACUCAGUUUAAAAAUAUAUCUGCUCACAAAUACACCUUUAUUCCUUACCUGAAACCUAGAAAAAGGCCCAGAGGGCUAAGCCCAACCAGUGUUUUUGUCCUUAGGAAGUGCAUCACAUUAUAUAUAUAUGAAGCCUAGCCUUUAUGAGUAAUACCUGCUCAGUACUCCAAAUGAAACCUGGAACUAUGUCAAGGAUCCUGCCAGUGUUCUGGAGGAGGUUUUUUCCAGGCUCCAGUUUUGGCAAAUAAUUUAAUUGCUGUGCAGAGGAGGAGGUAUGUUUCUUGUGACCUGCUUAGCGGUGAAUUCCUAUUAUACUCAUCACUGGCAUAUUUGGGUGUCUUUAGGUCCUGUAUGUUAUCCUCACUAGUUUAAAAUACUGAUGUGCAGUUGUUCAUCAAAGUUGUCCUCUCCAAGACAGACUUGAAUGCAGUCUUUGUCUGUGUAGAUGGGCUUUACUGCUGUAGUUGCCCAGCCAUUUUUUUUUAAUGGAUAGAAUAUAAUAAAAACUUUUAAAACCUAAGUCUGCUUGCCAUACAGGAAUGAAGAACAGGGGCCUGUUACCCAUUUUUCUUAGACAAUUACAGAGCUUUCUUGGCUUUUGAUUUUUUUGGAAAAGAAAACCUGAAUUAAGCAUGGUUGGUUGUGAUCUCGCAAGGGUUUUGCAAUUUGUCUUUUAAUUUCAAAGCAUGAAAGAAAUUAAGUGCAUCAGAAGAAGCAACUGAAUCUUAAAAAGGUUUUUUCAAGGAAAUGGGAAAAUUUGAACAGGGUGUCUGACUCUUGUUUAUGAAUGCUGAAAGAAGUGGCUGAUAAGUUUGGUGAAAAGGAAGUGCACUUUCCUGACAUAUGUGCUAAAACCACACCAUGGUACUACACAUCAGAGUGAAGUUACAAAUAUUAGCCAGUCAGACUGCCAAAAGCUUAAUUCUGAAGAGCGCUGUUAUAUUGAUGUCAAUGGCACAGUCCAUAUGGUCUCAUCACCCUAGAGUUCAUGUACUUCAUAGUUGUAAGGAACCCAUUCUUGGGACAUUCCUCUGAGAAAAAAUAUCUUGUCUUCCUUUUCCAUCUAGGCAAAUUGAGGCCUAGAGAGAGAGGACCUGCCUGUGCACCCACACAAAGUUUGUGGCAGUCAGGAAUUUAACUGUUUUUAAGUCUCAUUCCCAGUGCCUGCCUGCCUUCCUUCCCACAGUGGAAACAGUAAAGGAGGAGCACCAGAGAAAAAGGUUAAGCUAUUAAUUUCUUACUGUAAAUAAUGAAUGUUUGUUUCUCUCAUGAAAUUACAUAAUAUACUGACUGAAGUAUGUGACAACAGCGUAACUGAACAGCCAAGAACUGAAAUUGCCACAGGACUUGCAAGAAAUUAGUUGUCUCUUUUUUUUUUUUUUUUUUUUUGGAUGGGGGGGCUAGAGGGGGUUUUUGUUUUUUUUUUGUGGUGUUUUUUACAUUGUACAAUUACAUCUGUGAAUGUACUAGGAAAAUUUACCCACUAAUAGCUAUGGUCUAAAACUGAAUGAUCUGCAAGGCAGUAAGAUUGACCCAAUUACGUGCAGAAUAAGACUGUAUUUUAAAACAUGUAUUUCUUUUUCUCGGAGACAAGCUUGUUGAUCUGAUCUGACAAUGCCUUCAAAUGCAAGGCACAUUUGAACCCUGGUUUGGGUCCAGGCAGAUCAGGCCUGAAUGCAAUAUCUGGGAUCAGAGGCCAAUUUCUUAGUAAAUGCCCUAGAGUAAUAGUAUUUUUUUGUACUGUAUUUGGGGGGGGGCGGGGGGCGCUUCAUGAUUACAGUGAUACAUGGGACGUAAAUGAUUGAGGAGAGAGAAAACAGGAAUUUCACCAAGUAAUAAAGCAGGAGCUGCAAGUGAGGAGAACAGUAUCAUCAGAUAAAAUUACAUGGAAACAGGAUGUCAAUUUUUGUUUCCACCCUCAGCUGAAAUGUUGGUUUGUUGAUGCAGCAAGAACACCAGCUCAUUUGCCAUUGAAUAAGUCAUUAGGUUUUACUUGGUUAGGAUUUUAGUCCUCUCGGAUUGCUGAGUUUAAGGAUUUUCAGUGUCUAGUUAUUUCUUAAAUAUUUUUUUCUUAAUCUUGUAACUGGAGGGAGAGCAGCUGGCUCCCUGCCAGCAUGCUCAUUGGCUAGCUGUCAGUCUUGCACACAACUUUGUCCAUGUUGCCACCAUGUGGCAAUGAGGACAGGGCUGUUGUGGAGGUAGCGGGGGGAUGGAGGGUAUGGAUGACUAGCUCAUUCAUAACACACAGCUGGAUGGUGAGGUGGCGGUGGUGGUGUUACCAUCUUUUAUUUAAAACUAAUGUGUAAAACAGGUUUAGUAACCUUUAAGAAGUGUUGGGCUGAAAUAAGGGUCCGAAGGUAGGACAUUGCUUAUGAUGUGGCUGCUGUUGUCUUCACUCUACGCCUCUGCGGCUGCCGCAUCACUUCCUGCUCUGUAUCAAGGGCUGCUCUUUUCGUCUCAGUCCUCUACUUCAGCUUCUGCCACUCCAUUCCCAUCACUAAAUCCUGUUGCCACGGACUGCCACAAAUGGCAAAUUUGGUGACAAGACAUGUGGUAAGUGGAUAUGAAAGAGCAGGGAGGGCAGGAGUGGCAGGAGGUGGCGCUGCAAAAUGUACAGAGCAGUGUGGUGAAGGGGGAUGUGCCAGGGUAAACUCCAGUGCAACAGACAGGGGACCUGGGGGUUCCCCCUCUGUGUUUGCACUGGUGUCUCUGAGACCACUCCUGCUUAUGAUGCUGUGUGGUUCUUCCUGCCAUUGAAUCACAGAUAUUGCAGCUUUAUGGGCUGAACGUAGUCAUUUGCUGGGCUGGAUCCAGCCUGCAGGCUCGUAGAUUGCUGACCCCUGGUCUAGAACAUUUGCCUAGGAAAUGGAAGAGCUAGGUUUAAUGUUUGUACCUGAAGAGGUUCAAACACGCAUUGCCCACCUCCAAGGAGUGUAUCUUAACCUUUGGACUAUAGGCAAAGCUGGGAUGGCAGCACUUUUCUCUCUUCAUUUUGUGGCUGUGGAGCCAAAAUGCAAAAAUCUUGGGUCUAGAGGCGAAGCAAGAGGGGGCUUGUAGUCCAGUGAUGAGGGUACUCUACAGGGACAGGAGUCCUGGUGUGUGAUCCUUGCUCUCAGAACUGUGUAUGCAUUUUGGAUUAGUAAGUGGCUAUUCUCAUGUUAAGGUACAGUCACCAAAGUCUGCAUACACACACACAUGCACAUGCUGUUUUGUCUUGCACCAUAUGUGUGUGUGUGUGUGUGUACUGUAUAUAGUGAAAGACAAGACAGUUGUUGCUCCAAAAGAGAACUCAGAAUAGGAUUAAAUGCUUUUGCCUGGAGAGCAUAUUUCCAGAGAGUGAUAUAUCUGUGAGUUUAUCAUUGGGGCAAAACAAAGGUGGUAAAUCCAUUUUUCUUUCUCUGUAAAAAGGGAAGCAUGACACAGUGAUCAAAGCCAUAAGGGUAGGGGUAAGUGGGGCUAGGUCUUGUCCUUUCAGUCUUGUUGAGCUUAAGGAAGACAUUCAACCACUGUGUACCUCAGUUCUGACAUUUGUAAACCUGGAAGAAUUAAACUCUUCUCAUGUUGGUUUUAUACAGCAGAAUUCAUUGGCUACCAUGUGAGUCUUUGCUGCUAUAGAAGUGCAAGGUGUUGUGGCACAUACAAAAUAAAAAGGUGGGCUUUUUAUUUCUUCAGCACCGAGCACAAUGAGGUCCUGAUUUGUGACUAACAUCCAGCCACUAAUUCAGUGCAAAUAAUAGCAAACUUGGCAUUGCUUUCAUUAUCCUCAGCUGUGGAAUUGGGAAUAACACCCUUAAAAAUUAAAACAGUGUUUUAUUUAAAGAAAUGUCACUAACGUAUCUCUUAAUUUGGUUUAAACCUUUUAAUAUAAUUUUUGGAGGCCUUUAUGUCAUUGCCCUGAGCCAGACCCUCCGAGUGUUUUUGUGAAAAUAACAUGGUAAAUGGUGGUUGUAUCCGUUAAUACUAGUGACUACAUGUGUGUAGUUAGUGAUAGUUUAAACAGUGACAAGUGACUUGGAGAGAGUGGGUACAUUGUUUUGGAAGUGUUUUAAUGGCAGCUAACUCCUUAGAGGAUACAAGUGAGUAUCUGCUUAUGAAAGGAUUGAGAGGGUGAGAACUCUAGUGCUCUGCUUUAUCGCCUAGGGGGCUUCUCCCCUGGGUGCUGUUCCCUUCUUACCCUUCCUUUAUCGAGAGCUUCUACCCAUUCAUGCUCAAUAUCACAAGUUUUAUCCCUUAAUCAGCCAGUUGUCAACUAUAGCAUAAUACCUCUUUCCUAGUUCAUUGAAGCUCUUGCCUAUCCCAAUUCCUGCUUCUUCCUUCCCUGCCUCCUCCCACACUGGGAUAAGCACAGGCCUCUUUGAAUAGCUUCUGCUGAUAUCAAAAUUGGUUGGGAUUGUGAAAGCAGUUUCGAGUAGUUUGCUACUACUGCUUCCAGUGGCUGGGGGUGCUUUUAGAUGUUGAUGCAAUUAUUUGACUCUAGGAGUUGGGAUAUAAUGUGUAAAAUAGAUGUCAUGAGAACUGUAAUAGCAUAGUGAGAAAGUCAGAAAUUCUGUGUGAAUGCUGUUAGUGUUCUUGGUAUGACCUUCAAGCUGUUUGAGAUUAGAUGAAACCAGGUAGUCAGUCAUUUAGCUGUUUCGUUGUUUUGGUGGGGAAAAGGAAAACGAAAGUUACCAUUAAUAAAACUCUGGGAAAUUGCUAUCAUCAGUUCACUCCAGCAAAGAGUCAAGAGAUCCCUUAGUUAAGAGUCACUCCUUAGUCACUUCAAGUCCAGGUAAGAGUCGCUCCUUUCCCACAACAAGCCUGGAGAGAAAGAUGUUGCACUGUUACUAAGCCUAGUUUAUAUAAUGGGGGCAGUCCCAUCCAGAGAAAUGGAGACUUGGCAGUGAAUCCAUAGCCCUGCCUUGUAAGAUGGAACUUAACAGAACUGGGAGCACUUUGUUUGCUCUGUUGCAUGGCUAGGAAUAUUGUCCCUCUCAGAAUGAUUUGGCAGAUGAGAUAAGAGGGAACAAAGUGCAACUUGGGUUUGUUUGGCCCUUAAUGAGUUUUCUAAAACAACGCAGACAUGGUUAGCCAUCAUAGUUAAAGCCAAGCUGCCAACUGGUUCAGUUCCACCCCCUACUUGUCAUAUCCGUUGUUGGUGCACAAGGCCUUAAAGGUGAAAAGGAGGAGCUAGCGGAACAGGAGAGCAGUGCUUACACUUACAGAUAUGCUAGUCAAAGCAUUAUAACCUGCUGGCAAGUGGUUUAGUACUCUAAUAGCUCAGACUGAUGCAGAGAAAUUUGACAGGAAUCAAAUUUCCAGGUAGAAGCUUAAGUUUCCUAUGUGGGGGAUAAUUGGAACACAUAACUUGCCCUUCGUGUCAUCACCAUGAGAAUAAACUCCUUGAUAGAUUUCCAAGCUAGACGGUCAUUAUAGCACUCUUCAAAACCAUUGUACAUAAUUUAUGCUUGGAGGGGACCAGGUCUAUGACUCAUUUGUGCCACAAUGAAAUAUUGAGGUUUUCAAGGCACUUCAGUUACAGAGGUGGCCUGGCACAAGGAUAGGGUCUACUGAGUUAUGAUAUUGUUACCCAGUCCAGUUCAGUGAGAAGGAAAUAGAGUCCAGUCUGCUUGAGAAAAAAGUGAAAUUGUUUAAAUAGAUAGGUAAAAAAACUACAAUAGUGGUCACCUUUUGUUAAGAUGUAUAGGACAUUACUAAAACCUUUAAAAUUCUACUGUAGUUUUUACCCAGCAAGCUGAGCCUUAAAAUCAAAAUAACUGUCAUGUAGCAGGAAAGCACAACUGUGAUAGAGGGAUGAUGCUUUGUGAGGAGAAGUCUGCAAUCCAUAUUGCCCUUAAAAAAGUUCCUUAUUAUCGAAGAAGAGGUAAAAAUAUUCUCACUUCAAAAUCUGCAUUUGAAAUCCUGUUUUUAAAACGUUUUGAGGGGACUAUUUCUGUGAAAUAAGGACCAUAUUGUCCUCUUUAAUUCUGAGUACCAACAGUCAGAAGUCUCCAUCACCAGUGUUCUUGACUGGCCCCAAAGAACACUGUGAAUCAUGUUCAAAAUUACUCUUUUGCUUCUAGCUUUGUUGGCCUAUCGUUGCAUUGGCAGAAUUUGCAUAGGACUGACUGUGCGCAGAACUGAAUGUGGUAAUUUAAACCACAAGACAGAUUGAGAUGCUCAUUGCAAAUCUGACCUCCGGUCUCCCAGCUCCUGUUUCCUACAUAAUUAGGUCUCUGGCAGGUUGAGAUCGGUUUGCGUAUCUAAUUCAAGAUCUUUGUGUAUAAAAUUUCAAGUUGACUCUCUUUUCAGUCAGUGGCUUAUAUUGUUCACCCUUACAAUGCGUGAUGACAGCAUACAAACGUAACUCCAUUAAUUUGCAGGUACUCUGUAAUGGCCUUUUUAUAGUAGCCCUGCAAGAUUUUUACAAACAUUCAGUUAAAUGUUUGUAAAAUUGCCAGAGGCUACAAAGGAUCACACAACAAGUUUAGCCAGUCAUAUCUUUUGAGAAUCAGAUCAGUUGCAAUUAGAUUUACCAGAAGAACACUUUCAGCUGUUUGCAUGGAGAAUUAGGUAUCCUUUUUUUCAAUAAGAUAUAAAAUGUAGAGGUUUCCCCAUGGGGUUUUUUUUUUAAGAAAGAAGAUUGGAUCAUAUUCAGCUUAAUGUAGGUAAACAGCACUUAAACUUUUCUGAGGCCUGACCUAGACCUGCUUUGAUUCACUCUUGGGGUGCAGCAUUGCCCAAGAGAUUCGUCAGGAGCCCAUUAUUUUCUUAGCUUGCCCUGGACUCCAUCCUGCACUGGGUAAGAAGGGUUCGGUCUCCAAGCAGUUGCUUACACUGGUCAUGGUCUCAUACCCAAUAGGAAGAUAGUUUCUGGUCCUAGGACACGGCCCAGAAUUUGGAGCUCAGAGCUCUCACCUGAAAUAUGUACAUCCGAAAAAUACAUGGUAUUGCAUGACAUUUAUGGCUAAAAGAAGGCAUACUGAAUCAGCUUGCUUUGUCUGAACAAUUUCCAGCAUGUCUUCAUUGUGUAUAUCCUGUCCAAAAGUUUUGUGCUAAUUGAUGCAACAGUCCUCCGUGACAAUAAUAAGCUGCUUGUAAUAUGUAAGUAUCCUGUUCAGUGCUGGUCACUGUGCUUCAAGAAGGAUGUAGACAGGCUGGACGUGGUUCACAGAACAGCAAUAAAAAUUAGGGUUUAAAAAAGUUGACUGUGAUCUUGAAGGAACUGAGUUUUAGUCUAGGCAAGAGAAGACACAAGAUAUGAUAAAUCCUCCAGUAUGUUGAUUAUUUGUUAGAGGUGAUUGAUUGUUCUCCAUGGCUACAGGGGGAAGGAUGAGAAGAAAUUAACUUAGUUUGCAAGACAAGUGUAGGUCAGAUAUUAAGGAAAACUUUCUUAAUGGUGGGAUGAUGAUACACCUGGAGUCAGUGCUACCUCAGGAGCUGGUACAAUCUCUUUAUUGGAGGAUUUUUAAAAAUAGGGUAUACAGGUGUCUGUCACAUGGUCUAAAGCAGGGUGCCAAGCAUAUGGUCUGCAGGUCAGGUCUGGCCUGUGGUCAGGUCCAGCUGACAUGGCUGCCAGUACCUCACCAUGGCAGCAUUAAUCCUCAUGGUUUCAGCAUGGCUCUGGAACCUGUGGAGUUAACAUUGCUCACAUCCCCACACUGGUGAAAUCAAGGGUAUUUAGCUGCCCCUCGUGACAAAUCAAUGGCAGUGGAAGGAGGUGGUGGAAUUAGUGGCAAUGGCAUUAACUCCUUGGGUUCCAGAGUCAUGCUGAAACAGUGGCUUUGGCAGCCUUGGAGAUUAAUGUCACUGUUUACCGGUUGUAUGGCCUGUGGGAAGCCCUGCAGUGUGGAUUCAGAUCUGUCCUGUGGGACCCAAGCUUGAUCCCUGAGCUAAGGUACUUGAUCCUGUCUCAGUGAAGAGGGUUGGACCUGAUGAUUUCUGGAGAGUCCUACUUUUCUGUUAUUUUAGCACUUGCCCUAUUGUAUACAUCUUGUACAUAGGCAUGAGAAUCACUGAUGACAGUUUCCUUCUUUUCAGCAAACUGCAUGCAGUGAGUCCAGACCUAAAGCAGUUUGAACCUCCUUAAGUCCACUUGAUCUUCUGCUGCAGAUGGAGCAUUGAGAGCAGUUGAUUACAACUAGAUUUUUGCUAAGCUUCUGAAAACAGUCACUAAGAACAUGUGCCUUAAAGGACGAGGUGGACUUAAGGGGCAACCUUCAAAGUUCUGUGUCUCUUGAAACUGGAUGCUUAUCUUGCUGGGAUCCUAUGACCCCAGCUGACUUCUUGCCCUUUGGGCAGGGGGCUGGACUCGAUGAUCUUCCGAGGUCCCUUCCAGCCCUGAUGUCUAUGAAAUCUAUGAAAUCUUCCCUUGCAGCAGUAGGCAUUCCAGCUUCUAACACAGAGCCCUAUAAACUCAGAAAAGGUAGCCCUGCAAACUCAGAAAGAGGUGUAGGAGGAAUGGAAAUGCUUUUUGGAAGGAUAGUAGUAAUAGAGCAUGCUGCAACUUUACCAGUUUAGAUUAGUAGUGCCCAACCUUUGAGCCCUAUGGGCCAGAUGAGUGGUGAGGGGUCGGUCCAUGGAUCUGGUCAGUGGUCCCAAUCUGGUGUGUGGGCCCAAGGUCCGAUCCAGUGCAUCGGGCUAGUCUGGUCCGUGACCCCAGCCCUGUGUGCCAGAUUAGGCCUGGUCCUAUGUGCCAUGUUGCUCCCACAGUCCUGGCACAAUGCAUGGGACUGGGCCCCAGCCCCAUGUGCAAAGUCUAUAUAGUCUCUCAGGGUUUGGAAAUGUGGUGCCAGAUGGCAGACCUCUGUGGAUUGGAUCUGGGCCAUGGGCCAUGGGCUGGAGGUUGAACACCGAUCUACAUGCAUCUUUUAAUCUCUUCACCUGAUGCCUUUUUGUUGGGUUUUUUUGGGAGGGGAGGGGGGGAGUUGUUUGUUGUUUUGUGUGUGUGUGUUUUUUUUUUUGAAGCGUCAUCUGUUCUGGUUAUGGUAGGUUGGUAGAUAUGAUUUGUAUGUCAAGGUGCAGCUCCUCUGUAGUGAGAUUUUUGUCAAUGCCAACCCUUUUCUACUUUUUACUCCAAAGGAAAAGAGAACUAUCCUUUGUUUUGGAUCCUUUUUUUCUUUUAGUAAUGUUAAAGUUUUUGUUGUUUUUAAUCUAUCUGGAAAUUGAUACUGGUUACCUAAAUGCCCUCUUCAUAUGUAACUGAAUUUUCCUAAGGGAACUCUAACAGUUGCCUAUAAGAAAUGGUUAACUCUGACAGCUGAUGAAUUUCUGAUUCAUUUUUUCUAUAAGGUGCACCUCUACCUUUCCUUUUACAUAAAACAAGCUUAGCAGAGAACUAGAGUAAAAUUUUAUUGCACCUUAAAAGCAGUGUGACAGACAGUACAGAGUGUAGCUAAGAAUAGAAUUUGAUUCUUCAAACACAUUACUAUUUGCUGCCUUUUCAUGCUAUUUUUUAACAAAAAAGCUGGCUUUGCUCAUCUUUUCAUUGACUUCAGUAGGUUCUGGAUCACAUCAUAUGCCUGAUUAAGUUCAUGGACCCACAACCUUCAAUUGGAUCAGCAUUGGUGGACCUUUGCACUUCACAAAGUGGUUUAUGAAGUCACUGGAGUGCAGCACAAGGGCAAACAUUCAACUCCUGAAAAUGUGGAUCUGUUUAUCAGACUGAACUCUAGUUUUUUUUCUUACUGUGUAUAACACCCCACGCCCUACACACAUCACUAUCUAUUUAGAGUUUUUUAAAUUAUUGCAUGCUGUGCCAAGAAGCAAGAGAGGGGAUUAAGUUGUGGGAACACUGUUCAUUUAACCUAUUAUUUUUAGUUGGCUGAGUAUCAGGGGUACAUUAACAGCAAAAACAAGUAUUUAUUUAGUGUUUUAUAUUUGCUCUUCAAACAUUGACUGGUUUUUGAUAAGAGCUUGCCAAACAAAGGUUAAAUAUUGACUUGAACUUGAAAUCAGAGAACUGGUUUGAAGAAAAUAAUUUUGGGGGGUCUUUAAGAGGAGACUAGACACAUACCUGACUGGGGUCAUCUGACCCCAGCGCUCAUUUCUGCCCAGGGCAGGGGAUGGACUUGAUCUGCUAAGAUCCCUUCCAGUCCAAACAUCUAUGAAUGUUUGGACGUACCCUAGGAUCUUCAAGCCCAGAAUCUUAAAUCACAUUUUAAUGAAAUCCCAAACCUAACUGUAAAAGGGCUAAUUUUGUGGAAAAAGAUAAUGAGGGACCUCAGAUUUUUUUUUUUUUCAUUUGCCCAAGGUUGUAGAGUCACUAGCAAAUAAGGUUACAGUGUAAGAUGGGCUGAUCAAAAUAAGGCAAAGCCACUAUAAACUGUGUAGCAACAUACACAAAUUUCUGAUAUUAUUGUUCAGACUUGUUCUCUGUAGAUAGAGGACCAUAUAGAGGACGCAUGCUCUAAUACUAUCAAUAGAACUUUAUACCAUUGAAUUUCAUUUUUAAAUGACAAACUGUGAAAGAGUACAAUAAUCAAUAAGUAGUAAAUGUUAAGAGAGUUCCAUGUGUCAGGGAAAGGCUGACAUCACCACCUCUUUUGUUGUACUUUGUACGAACUGUUUUAUAAAAGCCUUGCAAGUUGAGAUUAUAUAUAGCCAGCAUGUCCUAUAAUUAUCUGCAGAAAUAUGCCUCUGAAAUAGGACUGACUUUUACAAACUAGCAAUAAUUUGGUUAUGAGAUUUUUAUAUUAAAAUUUUACUAGCAAGAAGUGUCCAGUUAAUGGUGCUGUUUUCUAUAAAAAUGAACAACUGCUUGAUUAUGAUCUUGGGGACAGUAGUAUCAACUUGGGAGAGAGGCUGAUUGAUAUGUAACCUAGCGGGGGCCAGCCUUUUUGGCAGACAUGCCACAAAUUAGCCCCAUACACUUCCCAAGUGUCACUCUGAUCCCCUUCCCUUGCCUGAUCUGCUGCUCUCCUUUCUGCUCUGUGCUUCCUCCCCAAUCUGUUGCUCUAAUUUCUGCGUUUUUCUCUCUGCUCCCUGCCCUAUCUGCUGCUUUGCAUUGUGCCCUGUUUCACACUGCUGCUUGUCUCCUCCCUGAUCUGCCAGAGGGGACACGUACUACAGGUAGGCCACCCCUGAUAUAACUGAUGAGAACUGCCAGCUCUUUAAUUAAGGUUAUUAUCCAUGGUUGUUGUUUAUAUCCAUUGUUUAUCAAACUGCACAGCAUGAUACACUUUCAUGUCAUAACUAUUUAAAUGUACCUGUAAACAGUCAUCCAAUUUUUGUUGGGCUAUGUUUUAUCUAACUUUAAUAAAUAGUCUAUGACAACCUGCAAUUUUACUUUUAAUGAGAAAUAAAACAUCCUAAGGCAACUGAG
Molecule: messenger RNA, 15529 nt
Organism: Alligator sinensis (Chinese alligator)
Lineage: Eukaryota; Metazoa; Chordata; Crocodylia; Alligatoridae
Gene: INTS7
Product: integrator complex subunit 7
Exons: 20
Coding region: 51-2954 (967 amino acids)
Biological process (GO): snRNA 3'-end processing
Cellular component (GO): integrator complex
Source: RefSeq, a predicted model, not a curated record